AUGGCCGAAGCUGAACAGCCGCUGGCUCCGGCUCGCUCGGAGAAGAUUACUCGUGAGCAAGAGCAGGACCUUAAUGAGAAUCAACUUCGCGAUCUAGGCGUUGCCAUUCCUCCAGACGGUGGAUACGGUUGGGUGAUUGUGGCUGCUUCAUUCCUGCUCAACGCCAUUUUCGAUGGCGUCAUCUACACUCAAGGCAAAGUUUUUGCUCCCGCUUGGAAGGAGAGCUUCAAUGUCAGCGACUCAGUGUCAUCCGGCGUCUUCUCACUUCUCAUCGGAUUUUACUACGUGUCGGGACCGAUCGCUUCCGCGUUCUGCAAUGUGUUCGGGUGUCGCAAAGUAGCCAUCUUUGGAGCCCUUCUCGCCUGCGUCGGAUUCAUCUUCUCGAUGGCAGCGCCGAACGUCUUCGUGUUGUACCUCACAUUCUCGGUUAUAUCCGGAACUGGAUUCGGAUUCAUGUAUCUUCCAGCCAUCGUCGUUAUCUCGCAAUACUUUGCCAAGAAGCGCUCGAGUGCAACGGGAAUUGCCGUGUGCGGAUCCGGAAUUGGUACCACCAUUCUCGCAAUUGUAAAUGAUCCAGUCUUCGGAUUUGUCUCCAACGAUUGGCGAAUGUUCUGUCUCUUUCCGGCCAUCCUUUCGUUCAGUGGAAUUUUCGUCGCCCUAUUCCUCAGUCCGGUUGAAGUGAAACAGCAUCAAGAGACGCCCCAGAUCACCAUCGAUCAAGAGCCGGUAGUUGUUGAGGAGCAGGACCUCGCCGCUUCGCAGAAUGACUUGAUGCGAGAUAUUUCCGAGAACGUUGAGCAAAUCAACCGACCGCUUUCUCAUCUCGACGUCUUCUAUCCGGCAUCGACGACUACCAUCGAGGCUCGCAGUCGCGCCAAUUCGAUCGAUGGUCGCAACAACUUGGACAAACCCGAUAUUAACGAAACAACACUUCUGGUGCAUUUUGAAACGCACAAGGAUAUCAAUAAUAUCUCGAAGAAGAAGAAGCCCGUCCAUAUCCAAGUUUUUGAAUCGAUCAAGGAACUCGGCGACAAAGAUCUUCUCGGAUCAAUCACCUUUUUGCUUCUCGCGUUUUCUGGAACCUUGACACUGAUUUGCUUCUACGUUCCAUUCAUGUUCAUCGGAUUGAUUCUUGAUCAGAUCCCUGGAAUUACUACCGAAGCAAAAGCUUUCAUUAUUUCAUUCAUCGGAGUCUGCAACAUCGCCGGGCGUAUCGGUUGCGGAUACAUAGCCGAUCAUCCGCGUGUCAGCGCAUUGGUUGUUAAUAAUGUGGCUCUUGUUGUCGCUGGUCUCGCCACGAUGGCUGUCCCGCACUUCACCGCAUAUUGGCACUUCGUCGUCUAUUGUAUCCCAUUCGCCUUUGGUAUCGCCGUGUUCGCCGCUCUUCGCUCAGUGAUCUGCGUUGAGCUUCUCGGCGUCGAGAAUCUCAACAAAGGAUUCGGCUUCAUGAUGUUCUUCAUGGGAGUUGGCGCUGUGGUGGGUUCGCCAAUGGCCGCUUACAUCAGAGAGCUUACUGGCAGCUACAAUAUCUCGUUCUACGUGAUGGGAUCGAUUAUGGCGAUUAGUGGACUUAUUUGCAUUCCGCUUGCGAGAAUUCGUCAGUGGGAACUUCGCCGCGCUCGUCUCGCUGAAACGCGCGGAACCGAAAUGCUGCAAAUAAACGCUUAA
Messenger RNA from Caenorhabditis bovis, 1668 nucleotides. The record is from the annotation of a GenBank genome assembly. NCBI's taxonomy places the organism in Eukaryota, Metazoa, Nematoda, Chromadorea, Rhabditida, Rhabditidae.